AUGGCACCUGGGUUGACUGCAAAGGCCGAGGCGCACACAACGGAGCCAGCACUUACAAAGGGCGAUGCAGCACCAAGUCUCUAUCAGAGCGAGAGCCCGAAAGUCCUGGCCGAAAAAUCCGAAAAAUACCUCUUAGGAUUCGGAAGUGCUGUGCACGAUGAAAUCAUUACCGGUACGCGCGGCCUAUACUUCUACACUGCAAAUGGCCAAAAACUGCUUGAUUGGACUUCGGGUCAGAUGUCGUGUCUAUUAGGCCACGGUCACCCGGAGAUCGUAAAGGUAAUUACCGAUCAUGCCAUGUGUCUCGACCACACCUUCUCUGGCAUGGUUUCUCCUCCUGUGGUCAACCUUGCCGAACGACUCUGCCAUAUGCUGCCGGGCGGACUCGACCGAGCCAUGUUUCUCUCAACAGGCGGGGAAAGCAACGAGGCAGCCAUCAAGCUGGCCAAGGUGUACACAGGAAAUUUUGAAGUCGUCGGACUGGGCGCCUCCUGGCACGGUGUUACUGCCCAGGCCGUCGGCGCCCAGUUCCACUUUGGUCGAAGCGGCCAUGGCCCGCUCAUGCCUGGAACCAUGAUGCUCCCGGCCCCCAACGCGUAUCGAUCCGUCUUUCGCAACAACGAUGGCAGCUACGAUUGGGAGGCUGAGCUUGACUACGGUUGGCGCAUGAUAGACCUCCAGUCAUGCGGCUCCCUCGCCUGCUGCAUUGUCGAGUGCAUUCAGAGUUCCGGUGGAAUGCACGUUUUGCCGUCUGGAUAUCUCAAGGCGUUGAAAAGACACUGCGAGAAACGCGGCAUGCUGCUCAUUGUGGAUGAGGCGCAAACUGGCGUGGGCCGUUGCGGCGACUUCGUGGCCAUCAAUCAUGACGACGUUGUUCCAGACAUUCUGACGCUCUCCAAGACACUCGGAAACGGCCUACCGCUGAGCGCUGUCGUGACGAGCGAUGCAAUCCACCGCGUGUCCAAGGAAAAGGGGUUUUUCUUUUACACAACCCAUCUCAACGAUCCUUUGGUUGCCGCAGUGGGCAACAUGGUGCUUGAGAUUGUCGAUCGCGAUAAUUUGGUGCAGCAUGCGCGCGAGGUCGGCAGCGUGCUUCAUAAAGGGCUACGCACGCUCAUGUCUCGCUAUGGCUGCAUUGGUGAAGUCCGGGGCCGGGGACUGAUGGCCGGCGUCGAAAUUGUCACGGAUCGCGAAUCCAAAUCUCCAGGCAGCGAUUUGGCCAAGCGCAUUGGGGACAGGGCGUUUGAAUACGGCAUCUGGGCGAAUUUGAGCAGUCAUCCGAGCUUCGGCGGCGUGUUUCGCAUUGCGCCGCCCAUUACCGUGACGGCGGAGCAAAUCGAACAGGGCUUGGAGAUUUUGGAGCGCGCCUUUGCCGAGACAGACGGCUCCUUGCCUCUGUACUGA
Molecule: messenger RNA, 1404 nt
Organism: Akanthomyces muscarius
Lineage: Eukaryota; Fungi; Ascomycota; Sordariomycetes; Hypocreales; Cordycipitaceae
Exons: 1
Coding region: 1-1404 (467 amino acids)
Cellular component (GO): mitochondrion
Molecular function (GO): transaminase activity; pyridoxal phosphate binding
Source: RefSeq, a predicted model, not a curated record